AUGACGGACUUAGAAAAGUCCGAGUCAAGAAGCGGCUCACAAAGACAUGUGGAAGAAGUCAAUGCGAACAUCAUGGCCCAGGCUGAUGCGCCUAUAAGCUACGAUUCCGAUGGCAUCAAAGGCAUAGUGCGAUCACCUUUUGUGCUUGGUGCGGCAGUUCUAGCUUCAUUUGGUGGCUUCUCCUUUGGUUAUGAUCAGGGUGUCAUCUCGAUCAUUCUAGUCAUGCCGCAGUUCCGCGAAUGGUUCCCCGAAACUAGUCCCGACCAUCCGAGAUACGGGUUCAACACCGGGUUCAUGACCGGUAUGCUUGAAUUCGGAGCUUUUGUCGGUUGCUUGUUUCUGCCGUACCUAGCCGACAGGAUUUCCCGGAAAUGGGCCCUGACGAUUGCAACCUUUUUCUUCUGUGUCGGCGCCAUCAUUCAGACAGCCGCUCACAACUAUGGCACCCUCGUGGCAGGUCGAACCAUAGGCGGUGUUGGUGUCGGCACUUUAGCCAUGGGUGCACCGCUUUACAUCUCCGAGAUCGCUCCUCCCAAUCUUCGAGGAUCUCUCCUUGUCCUCGAGGCAAUUUCUAUCGUUAUCGGCGCGAUUGUUGCAUACUGGAUUACAUUCGGAACAAGGAGUAUUCCCAGCGAGUGGGCUUUCAGACUUCCUUUUGCUUUGCAGAUGGUCCCGGCUCUGGUUGUUGGCCUCGGAAUACACUUUUUCCCCUUCUCUCCGCGAUGGCUUGCAAUGGUGGGCCGCGAUGAAGAUAGCCUUAGGUCUCUUACAAAGCUUCGCCAGGUUCCGGUAUCCGACGAGCGUGUUCAGACCGAGUGGAAAGGCAUUUUGUCCGAAGUUCGCUUUCAGCAGGCUAUGGUAGCCCGCGAACACCCUAGUUCAAACGCCUUUACAGCUGAGAUUGCUCAAUGGGUUGAUCUCUUCAAGCCGCGAUAUAUCAAGCGCACUACAAUUGCUCUCGCAAUACCGUUUUUUCAGCAAUUCUCGGGUAUCAACGCGUUUGUUUACUAUGCUCCUACCUUCUUCGCGGCUCUUGGACAAAAGGGAGAUAUGCCCCUGAUUCUAUCUGGCAUGGUCAACAUCUUUCAACUUGUCGCUGGCAUUGCGACCUUCCUGUUUCUUGAUCGAGUUGGCCGUAGGAGACUUGCAAUCGGCGGUGGUUUCGCCAUGGCUGUCCCACAUCUAGUCAUGGCCGGUGUUGUCGGCAAAUUUAACAACAGUUGGGACCAGAACCCUGGCAUGGGCUGGCUUGGUGUUGCUCUGAUUUACAUUUAUAUUCUCUGCUAUGCAUGCUCUUAUGGACCUCUUGCCUGGACGCUACCUGCUGAGAUAUUUCCUAACUCCAAGCGAGCCAAAGGUGUCGGUGCUGCAACGGCAAUGAUUUGGCUGGCUAAUUUUAUUAUCGGCGUCUGCGUUCCUGAGAUGCUCAUCAAGAUUGGAUGGGGUACAUACUUAUUCUUCGGGUGCUUUUGUGUUGCGGCUAGUAUCUUUUCAUACUUCAUGGUCCCAGAGACCGCGCACAAAUCCCUCGAGCAGAUUUCUGCUUUGUUUGGGGAUAAUGAUGUGGCAGAAGAGCAGGACUUGCGCCGUCGAAUUAUCGAAGAAGUCUGGACUGACCCCAAAAAUCGAGUAUCGAGUUUGAGUUCGGUUUAG
Colletotrichum truncatum is the source of this 1653-nucleotide messenger RNA. RefSeq lists its product as uncharacterized. Gene Ontology annotation, biological process: transmembrane transport; carbohydrate transport. The record is from RefSeq and is a predicted model, not a curated record. Gene Ontology annotation, cellular component: membrane. NCBI's taxonomy places the organism in Eukaryota, Fungi, Ascomycota, Sordariomycetes, Glomerellales, Glomerellaceae. Gene Ontology annotation, molecular function: carbohydrate:proton symporter activity.